Molecule: messenger RNA, 7932 nt
Organism: Amoebophrya sp. A120
Lineage: Eukaryota; Dinophyceae; Syndiniales; Amoebophryaceae
Source: the annotation of a GenBank genome assembly
AAGAAACCGAAAUAAGUACUUACAGAAGGGACGAGUCAACACGGGACGAAAGGAAAACUUGCACCGUGGCGGGGCUCCUCCCUCCCAACGAAAGGGCCGCGUUUUGGUGUACCAAGGUGCGUUUGUCUUUCUAGUUCCUUGAAAUAGCCCGUUAUUUUCAUCUUUUUGGUCGUGUCGACAAAAAAUGGAGCUGCUCCGCGCUCAACUCGCUGUGAAGGACAACAUUAUCCGGGAACUCGCCGACGAGCUCGCUCUCUACAAGGAAAAUGCUGCAGGAAGAUCCCCUGGUGAACAAGCACUGGCAUCAUCUUCCCUGCCGCUCCACCAGAACUACACGGCGAGCAAAGACUCCGGCUUGGGAUCGAGUACGACGACUGUACCUCCUACACAGCACGGCGGCACCAUCAAUGAAGACCACGGGAGCAGCAAAACCGCGAAUGCGACGACCAGCGAGGAAGAAAACCAGCACCAAGUGGGCCAAGGAAACAACCAACAAGCGCAGCUGACCGCGGACUUCAAUAAAGUCAACUUGGAGCUGAAAAAGGAGAAUUUUGGUAUGCAUUGAAAUUUUGAUGUUUGUGCCUGGAGUUGGAGAAAUAAAUGCAGGUUUCUCGUCAUGCUUGAUGUUGCAAAUGAAUUUUAAGAACUCUGUGAAGUAGAUGCACGAGCAGGAGGAAAAGAGCUUGUUACCUGUCAUGCAAAAAUGCAGUUUGCCAGCAGCUCAAAUACCAUACCUGUCACGCUUGACUGCGUAAUAUUGCGGUUCUCCCCCCAAUAGUUCACAGAUUCGCAUCCCAACUCUCCAGGCCCAGACAUAUUUGCAAUGCACAGUCGCACUGCAGGAGCAAAUUCAGCAGUUGGAAGACACGUUGACGAAGAACUUCAACUUGAAAUUGCAGGAAAUCCGGGAACACGAUGCGAGCAACUUUCUCGAUACCGCCGAGAAGAAAUAUCCCAGAGAAAAAAGCUGGCAGGGCAUAUUUGUAAUGCAAAAAUAAAUACACAAGAAAGACUUGCCAUGGGUGGCCCAAUACAAUAGCAUGCUGUUUCGGAUAUGCAAUACAGAUUUUUUUGUCUAUUUAUUUUUGCAUUACAAAUAUGCCCUGCCAGCUUUUUUCUGUGUGAUAAGAAAGAAAAGGUAUCCGAAGGAAAAAACUCGUAUACAGUUACACACCCACUGCCACUACUUCUAUAUUGGUGAAUUCAGUAAUAUGAUCACAAACUCGCCUUAGCCUUGCAUGUUGACAGAGAGCAAUGCAGAGAUCAUUACCAUAACUAUUAGGUAAAAUAUACAUGAAGCGACGCGCGCAACAAGCAUGUCGCGCAUGACGGAGCUUGUCUGUGGUCCUGCAUGUUUUACAACUACACAGUGUGUAAUUCAUUGUAAAACAUUUUUUUCUUCGUAUAAAAGGAGAUUGUCGAGCAGUACGAGCAACUUCAUAAGGAGCAAGUUCUGCAGCAUGAACGGCAGGCGGAGGAGAUGAAGCUGCAGUUCGAACAGCAGAUGGAACAAAUAAAGCAGGAUUUAGAGCAGCAGUUGUCCCUCCAGUUUUCCCACGAGAAGCAAAAACACCAGCUGCAAGUGACGAAGGAGAAGGAGAAGGCAAAAUUACUGGAGGAAAGGCAGAAGGUUCUACUAGAGGAAGUGGCGAUAUGGAAGUGUCAGAAUCGAAAUUGACAAAGUCGAAAAAUUGAUUGCGAUGCACAAAAUCGACGUCAGUCGGAGCCUCAGUUUCUAAGUGGCGCAUGACAAAUUUCGGGGGCACCCACAUCCAGUCUGUCAUGCUGUUUGGGCAAAGAAGACCGCUCCUGUAGUCAUGCUACUCUGGCAGCACAUUGCAUACCCCUAAACAGGCUAGCAAUCGGUCUUAUUUGCGGCCUGCCCCCCAAUACAGGCCUUCAGUGCCCUGCAUUUUAUGCAUCACAAAUUGAAACUUUUCGAUUUUGUCGAUUUCGGUCCUGACACAUACAUAGGCGAAAAGGGACCAGAUCGCGAGCGAAUGGCAGCAGGACGGGCUGAAACUGGAACAGGAUUUCCGCUUGAAGGAGCAGGAGUGGAAAGAGGGGUUCGAAUAUCAACUGCAAAUAUGUCUGGGUCUGGAAAAUAAAAAAUUGAAACCUGUACUAUUGGGUGUCUUGCACUCCUGUAAAAUCUGUAUUGCGUGACCGACAAAAGCGCGAAUUCUUCGUCAUGCAAAAGCGCAGCUAUUUCUCAUCUCAUGCGCAUUACAGAGAGAAGCAUCCUGAAAAUCAAAAUUUGUCAUGCUUGGCUGCUCAGUCUCAGGAGUAUGCUAUGCUCAAUCGUCGCCACUUAGCAUCACAAGUUUCCAGACCCAGACAUCUUUGCAAUGCAUAUCGGAAAGGAAAGGGAAAUGCUGGCGCAAGCGGAGGAAAAAUUGACGAAGUUUUCUAUUGAGAGGAAAAAUCCCCCCUCCUCAUAUCGAAAAGGUAUGUUUGCAAAAAUUUGUGUUGCGGAUUUGAGGUCACAAAUCACAUCUGUCUUGCAAGAAGGCAAACCCAAAGAAUCCGCCGCCUUAGGGAGGCGAUUUGUAAUUCUGUUUCACCUACAUGGCAGGCCUCUCUUGUGCCAAGAGCCUACAACAAAACACCCCUACGCAGACUGAGGCUUUGCCUGUAGUGCCUCGCUGCACAAAUCCAGCAACAGAAGUUUCCGUUUUAAUAUGGGGAGGGGGGAUUUUUCAUUUUGAUAUUUUCCGAACAAUUUGAGCAGGAACGGGCGGAAUUUGACAACCAGGUGCGGAUCCUGGAAACCGAGAAAACGCAGCUUUCCGAGAAACUGGCGGAGACCACGGAAAAAGCCAAUCAAUGGCAAAUCGAGUACGAGUCGGAAAGGCUGUGCAGGGAAAAAUUGCAGGACCAGUUCAGAGACCUGGUACUUACUACUUUGGUAGUUUUAGUUGUUUCCUAUCCUUGGUGAGUACUUCUUUUCGGGUCGUGGAGAAACGUGUUGCUAAUACCUUUUUCAAUAUGUACUUCCGCUUGUAUCUUUAAAGAAGCUGGCACUCGGAUUGUAUUAUGUAUUUAGCUACUAGUGCAGCAACAGCAAGCAAGGACAGUAUAUUGACAAAAAACAGGAAACCGACCUCUCACACCGCCAAGAGCACGCGGAGCGCGCACUGAAGGCCGAGGACGCGCUUCGCGAGAGGGACCGGGAGCUGGCGCAAACGCUUUCCGAUGUCCGCAUGGCCAAUGCGAAACUGGAUGUAUCAAAUGUAAAAAUGUCUGGGUCUGGAAGAUUCCGAGAUUUGUGAUGCAGUUUAUCGAAGCUCCACCAAGUCUGCAACGCAGGGUCUAACAUCACAGGAUCUGCAGGCCCUUGGUGAUGCCUGUUCUGCAUCACAAAUGCCUUCUCAGCAUGGCCAGAAAUGGGCACCUUUUGCAAGUCACGCAAUACAGAUUUUUGUACGAUUCGCAACAUGCAUCACAAGUUCGAAUCCUUCCAGACCCAGACAUUUUUGCAUUUGAUAGGAUGCCCAGGGUGACCAUAUCGCGAAGUUGGAGGAGCAGCUGGAAACGACACUGGAAAGAAGAGAGAGGGAAUACAAGGUGCGAACAAAGAUAAUAUGAUCAAGGAGCUUCUACUUCUUGUUUUUACUCUCACAUUCUUGUCUGAAAAUGACACUGACGCAAGAAAUAAUAAACAUAUAAGGCGCAGCACUAUCGACCUUCAUUUUUCAUCUGUAUGUUGCGAGACGCAAAUUUUAUGUCUCGCAAAUGAACUACAGGAGAACCUCGCCCGUUCCGAGCAGCUGCAACUUGAGUUGAUGGAACAAAGCGAACUUGUGAAGAAACAGUCUAUCGAACUGGACUCCGCAAAUCGCUAUUUGGAGCAGCUGAAAAAAGAAGAAGAAAAGCACUACAAACAGGUGAAGGACUUGGACCAGAAACUAAGACAAACGAAGAAGGACCGGGACGAGAAUUUUGGGCAAUUGGAAGACUACGAAGUAGAACUUAGGCGGUUAGUCCGGGAGGUCGAUUCGCUGCGAGAGCAAAACUCGCAACUGAGGAGUAGUACAACACCAGUAGCAGCAUUAUCAACAAGCGCUGCUAGUAGUAGAGAGCAAGUGCAAGGGCAAGUAGAAGCCUUGGUAGCUGCACGGCAGCCGGCACAUCAAAGUAGCACAACUCCAAAGCGGUCGCCCUCCGUGCAGAAGUCGUCUCCUUCGCAGCCUUCGCCCGCGGAGCAACCGCUGGCACUAGAUCAGGUCAAGAUGAGGGCAACCAGCAGCCCACGAUCGAGUAUUAGAAUACAAAUUUUUGAUUUGUGUUGCUGUGCUGCGUGUUGCAAUUUUUUCGAAGACCACUUUGUCCUCUGUCAACUACGUGCUGGUCAGAAAUACGGUCGAGUGCAGUCCUGAUGGAAGAUCGAUCAAUCACAUGAUGAGAGGAAAAAAUCAUAACAGCUCUCCCCGUGGAAUCUCGUGCGCCCUCGCGCCCGCGCGGGGUCAGCAGCGUAACUUCCUCUGCGUCAAAGCGAUCGCCCGCUGGUGUUAGGAUGAGCUCACCACUGUACCCUGCCGGUGGUACCACAAAGCUGAAGACGCCGCAGGAGACGCCGAACCGGGAGAAGUCGGUACCUUUUGCUUGUUGCGUUGAUCAACAUUGUCGUGCAUGGUGAACAUAGAUUUUGUUCCCUGGAGGUAUGCAAGGAAAAGUGAGCAGAUCUAGCAUGCGGCCACUGGCAAAAAAUAUACGUCACAGGCCCACCCCCUCUCCGCUUCUGGCUCAAGAGGCGGACAUCUUCAAGGGGGUUUAUCGUGAGAAAAACGUGUUACAGUUACAAACCCGGGUGCAAAAAUACAAGCAAGAGGACAGAAAUCCUCUGUCAUGCAGGAAAUGCUCCUUCGUGCCAGCCUCAUUCCAUGCGUGUUUUCAUCCCUUACAGUCAGCUCUUUGCAAGUUUUUUUUUGCCCUGCAGAGUGAGCAAGUUUGUGCUGCUGAAAUUCCAAGAAAUGUUGAACUGUAGCACUUUUUUUCUUGGAUAUGGUUCUUCCUCUUCUUCUUCCUCCUCAUCGAAGCGGUCUGCUUCCCAGUAUCAAAUGCAAAUAUGACUGGGUCUGGGAGAUUGCGAGAUUUGUCAUGCUAGUCCGGCACGGCUCUGAACUCUGUAUUGCGUGGCCGCGAACAGCUCCUCUUGUCUGUCAUGCAAAAACGCAAUUUCUCAUGCGGAGUACGCAACUCAGAACAACGGAAAAACUUGUCAUGCUGGGCAGCGCAUAAAUACAGUGCGCUCACUAUUCCCUUUCUUGCAUUACAAGUUUAUUCCAGACGCAGACAUACACAUAUGUGCAAUGGAUAUCCAGCCCGCCACAACCAAUUACCGAAUUGUACCCGUUUACGGGCAAACCUUCUACCAGCCAGCGAAGGGCGAUGCCGUCGACGAGCAGCUGGGCAAUUUCUUGAACACCCGGGAGCACAGCAAAAUCCUGUUUUCUCGCGUUUCGAAGGGGAGGUAUCUGUACGGGAGGCUGGAGGUGGAGCUCUCCGUCGCUCGCAAAUCUUCUGCUUCGGAGCUGGUGAAGCGUGGCGAGAGCAGUAGUGGUACCAACUACACAAAGUUGCUGAAAGUCAACGUCCUCGUGAUGCCCGACGAGUUGAAGCAGGAAGUUGGUGGAGAGGAAGUAGCGAAGGAGAUCAUGGAAAAACCGUUCACCAUAAACGAGUUCGUGCAUUUCUUCGAAGAUCUAGAGUUCGACGCGUGUGAGCGGCAGCAGGGUGGAGUUCUUGUUGCACAGGACGAGCUGCCCGAAGAGGAUGGUGCAGCUGGUGGAGGCGCAGCUGCACGAGAAGCCGCCCAUGCGGGUGGUGAACUACAGAAAGCUAGAAGAACCCGUGCCGAAAGGGUUGGGACGAGAAGAGGAGACCACGCUGGUUCAGGGCCAGCUGGAACGGGUACAAGCAUUGCAGUAGGGCAUCAGUCGGGGGCCAAUCAUCUCGCAAGUAUACCGCAUCACCAGGGGCUGGAACCUCAGCAAAGACUACCUCCCGGCCCGGCGAAGGUUUUCUCUUUCUCGUCGAAGGACGGACUGCAUGGUGCGCCGGGUCGUGGACCACCUGCAAAUUUCCUCCGGAACAAUCCCUUUCCCCCACCAGCUUCUUCUUUUUCUGCAACUACAGGGGAAAGCAAUAGGAAUAUUAGCAGCUUGAGAGGUACGACAACUAUGGUCCCCUCGUCCGGGCCGCCACCGGCCCAGGCUGGAAAUGUUCUCCGCGCUGGCUCCGUUCCGCCCCUCGUAGCUGCUACGGCGGGUCCAACAACAUCACAGCGCCACUUCGACCAGCAAAAAAUGCCGCUCUGCUCCCAGCAAUUAUCUACCUCCCAGUCCCAGUCGAGGAGAUUACCACGGAAUCAUUUGCUCUACAGCCUGCAGACACCCUCGCCGAGUGUGGAGGUGGGAGCUGCACAGGAACCUCCUCAAAAUGGAGUGUUGAAUGUGGCAAGAAUAAACUCACACAAUUAUUCUUCAUCAUCCGUGUCCGUCGGCGCCCCGCCACCGCGGUUACCCACUAGAAUGUCAAGCGCCGGGAGUACAUUCAACAAUAAGAAUUCAUCUGCGUCGAUCCCCAUCCCGCCGUUCACGACCCACGUAAACACGGAUGGGUCGAAACUCACCACGAACAGCAAUCGGACCAAUAUCAAAACGAAAAAUCCCCCCUCCCCAUAUCGAAAACGAUGAAAUUUGUGAUGCUGUAUUUGAGUACACAAAUCGACUUGUAAUGCUAGAAGGCCAAGAGACGCAGCUGUGGCCUCGUUUGCAGGCAAUUUGUCAUGCUGUCUCCCACUUCCAGCUGCCCCCUGUCAUGCUGAAGAUGCAAGGCUCUUCCACGCCAACCAGCAUUACAGUCCGCAUCUUUUCCCUUCUAGCAUGACAAAGCUGAUUUGUGACCACAAAUCUGCAUCGCAAAUUUCUAGUUUGAGUAUGGGGUGGGGGGAUUUUCCAUUUUGAUAACCAAUUCCAGGGAAAGAUCGCACACUUUCGGGACUGUCGCUGGGGAACAUGAGCCGCCUGUGAACUUGAGCAGAGGUUAUGCAUUGCUGUUUUGGAAGUAUCGAUCUCGGUCUGGAAAAGCAGUGCCAGGUUUGUCAUGCUCGGCUAGGCGCGUGACUGGCAAGACUGUCAUGCAUGGCGCCCAAAAGUUAAAGUGCCACUUUUCUGUGAUUCAUGCAAAGACGCGGUCGUCUAUAAUGCAGAAAACACAAGAACAUCAAUCUACACGUUGUACUUCCAGCAUGAUCCCCAAACCUUGUCAUGCUUCGCCGUCAGAAAUUCAGGCUCUCUCGUGAUUGUCCAACCCGCAUCUUGUUUCCAGACCCAGACGAAAGUGUUUGCAUUCGAUAAUAGAGCAGGUGGCAGUGGGGCUACAUCAAGCGGAAACAACAGUGGCAAACUGCUUGCCGCCUCGCUCAGUACCAGGCAACUGCAGCGGCCAAGUUCUGCGGGGGGGAACGUACAACCACAAGGCGCCUCUGUGGGUGCAGCCAAUUCCCCCUUUGGCCCCAUCCCCACGACCGGUGUGAUACCCGCAGCGCAUUUGCGACCCCCGCCGGCGCUGAACGUUGCGGCCGCCUUUGCGAACAAAAUGGCUGGAUCCUACUCCGUGCCGCAAAGUGUGCGGUUUGCGCAAUGAUGAGUGGAGGUGUCUGUUGUAGUCCACGAACAAGCUACAGAGCCUCGACUCUUCAAGCGGAAAGUUAGUAUAGAAGCUGCUUCAAAUGUGGUCUCUUUGUAGAAGAAGUUCUCAUUCUCAUACGUACAUUAGAUCGGUGACGCAAACAACCAGUAUAAUUCGUGCGCUGGAAAAUUUCAAAAACCACAUACGACAACAUGGACCGAAUGAAAUUUCUUACAUCGCAAGAACGUCCAAGACCAAGUGGAACUUUUUCACCCUGCUCCUUUGCGCAGAUUUGCU